GAUUCCCUGGAGUGGCUGGAGGUGCUUCUGUGGAGGAGACUUUCCAUAGCUGGGGCUUCUGAGACUGAGGUGGCCGUCCGCUGCACCUGAAGAGUAAGGAUGGCAAUGAACAAGGGCCCGACCCUGCUGGAUGGAGACCUCCCUGAGCAGGAGAAUGUGCUCCACAGAGUCCUGCAGCUGCCUGUGGUGAGCGGCACUUGCGAAUGCGUCCAGAAGACCUACAACAGCACCAAAGAAGCCCACCCCCUGGUGGCCUCUGUGUGCAAUGCCUAUGAGAAGGGUGUUCAGGGUGCCAGCAAUCUGGCUGCCUGGAGCAUGGAGCCCGUGGUCCGCCGGCUGUCCACCCAGUUCACAGCUGCCAAUGAGCUGGCCUGCAGAGGCCUGGACCACCUGGAGGAAAAGAUCCCAGCCCUUCAGUACCCUCCGGAAAAGCUCGCCUCUGAACUGAAAGGCACCAUCUCUACCCGCCUUCGAAGCGCCAGGAACAGCAUCAGCGUGCCCAUCGCAAGCACAUCCGACAAGGUCCUGGCCAGCUGCGAGCUUGCCUUGGGGAUGGCUAAAGAGACCGUGGAAUAUGCUGCCAACACCCGAGUUGGCCGACUGGCCUCUGGAGGGGCUGAUCUGGCUCUGGGCGGCAUUGAGAAGGUGGUAGAGUUCCUUCUGCCACCAGCCAAGGAGGAGUCAGCCUCCACUUCUGGACGGCAGAGGGAUCCGAAGACUCCCAAGGCCAAACCGAGCCUCGUGAGGAGGGUCAGCACCCUGGCCAACACCCUUUCUCAACACACCAUGCAGACCACUGCCUGGGCCCUGAAGCAGGGCCAUUCUCUGGCCAUGUGGAUCCCGGGUGUGGCACCUCUGAGUAGCCUGGCCCAGUGGGGUGCAUCAGCAGCCCUGCAGGUGGUGUCCCCGCGGCGGCGGCAGAGUGAGGUGCGGGUGCCCUGGCUGCACAAUUUAGCAGCCUCCCAGGAUGAGAGCCAUGACGACCAGACGGACAGCGAGGGAGAGGAGUCCGAUGAGGAGGAAGAAGAGGGAUCAGAGACUGAAGAGAACGGGCUUGGAGAGGUAACAGCCCUGCCCAACGCGAGAGGCCUCCUGGGUGGGGUGGUACACACCGUGCAGAAGACUCUCCGGAACACUAUCUCAGCAGUGACUUGGGCACCAGCGGCUGUGCUGGGCACGGUGGGAAGGAUCCUGCACCUCACACCAGCCCAGGCUGUCUCCUCCACCAAAGGAAGGGCCAUGUCCCUAUCGGAUGCUCUGAAGGGUGUUACCGAUAACGUGGUAGACACUGUGGUACACUAUGUGCCGCUUCCCAGGCUGUCCCUGAUGGAGCCCGAGAGCGAAUUCAGAGACAUCGAUAAUCCGCCAGCAGAGGUCGAGCGCAAGGGGUCCGGGGCGCGGCCAGCCAGUCCGGAGUCCGCGCAGCGUCCGAGCCAACCUCGCGGUGGCUUGCGCAGCGUGCGGGGGCUCAGCGCGCCCUCCUGCCCGGGUCUGGACGACAAGGCGGAGUCGUCUGCUCGUCCAGGCUUCCUGGCCAUGCCCCGGGAGAAGCCUGCGCGCAGGGUCAGCGACAGCUUCUUCCGACCCAGCGUCAUGGAGCCUAUCCUGGGCCGUGCACAGUACAACCAGCUGCGCAAGAAGAGCUGAGCGACCUGCGUCCCUGCUCGCCCCGGCGCCACCCCAUGGAAGGUUCGCCUCUCACCAAGGAAACAGAAACCACACUUCUAAGUGGGCCUCUCUGUCAGGGUGGCUCCUCGGAAGCCUGAGCUACAUCCCCACGAUGCUGCACACAUUUCUAAAGCAUCCUUUGGGGGUUUGGCCAUCACAGGCAGUUUUUAAGGGGCACCAGAGUAGCGGGCGAUUUUCAUGUCAUGGCUUUCUUUUCUUUCUUUCUUUUUUUUUAAACUAAAAAAGUAAUUGCUUAAUUCAAUUUCUCACUUCUGUGUCAAAAUUUGUGGCAAAAUGACACCUGACUAGUUCUAAAAUUCAUAUCCUUUCUCUGUGAACAUUUUUUUGGUAGUGGGUCAGUUGACAAUUUCUUUUCUUUUCUUCUCUUUCCUCCCUUUCCUCCCUCUCUUCCCCCUCUCUCUUUCCUCUUGUUCUUCUCCCAAGUAGCACAGGCUGGGUCCUUUUCCAGUGCUAGGAGAUACCGGCUCUGGCCUGCUCCCUCUGAAUGUCAGGAAUUCCUGGUGCUUUUUUUUAGCUCUGAGCUUUGAGACCCUCUGAUAACCUGGCUCUCAGCACACCGCUUUAAAAAGAACAACGAGGUGCCAAAGCUUUUGUGCGCUCAUUUAGAUAACAGUUCAGACUUUGCGUCUCUCUUGCUUGCACAGUGGAGCCUCGGGUCCCUAUAGCCCCAGCUCUUGCUCACAGCCACGGUUCCCUCUCAACACUCUUGCCUUCCACCUGUGUAGUCACUGCUGAACGCUGAUACCCCAGACGCUGGGAGCCGACAGUGGUCACCUUUAGCCUAACAGCGUAUACUAUAUAGAGCACAUAUCCAUAGCCACCAUCCAUUCCAAAUCCCAUAUUUUUGGAGAAUAUCAAUAUUUGAUCAAUCUAGGGAAUUCAUAAAUACACUUGUAACGUUCAAA
Microtus ochrogaster (prairie vole) is the source of this 2594-nucleotide messenger RNA. RefSeq names its product perilipin 1 (gene Plin1). Lineage: Eukaryota; Metazoa; Chordata; Mammalia; Rodentia; Cricetidae. Gene Ontology annotation, cellular component: lipid droplet. Gene Ontology annotation, biological process: lipid metabolic process. The record is from RefSeq and is a predicted model, not a curated record.